CAUUGGUUCGGGGGCCUCCCAUCCUUCUAGUGGCCCCCAUUCUUUCUGGGCGCAUUCUCCAAAGCAUGAGACAUGGCCCUGCUGACGCAAGCCCGCGCAUUGGCCCGGCACGCCUCGCACGCUGCGUGGCGGCCUGCUGGCUGCUUUGUACGGCUGGGGCGGCGAAAAUCGAUGAAGGGCCAGAGCUGGUCAGUGAUCAGGUGGUCCAGGAAGCUGCUUUAGAGGCGAAGUUUCACGACUUCAAGGAUCGGUACGGUGUCUAUGAUUUGAGAACGCUCGAUGUUUUCUUCGAGCUCUUUGAUAUUUGGAUCAUGCUCUACCGUCUCAACAAGAUUGACCAGGCCCUGGUGGAAGUCUUGCCAGCAGUGAGGUGGCGCCAGGAUGAGUAUGCCAUCAGGGGCCUCCAGGCCUUGGCCUUUACCCGGUGGAAACAGAAUCGACACCGGGAGGCUCUGGCCCGGUUUCAUGAGAUGGAGGGAUGGGUUGGCAAGAGUGCUCCCUUGUGCGAGAACAUCGGCCACACCUACAAUGCGCUUGGGAUGCCGAAGGAAGCGGAGCACUACUUCAACCAAAGCCUUUUCUACAUGAAUGCUCCAGAUUCCAACAUGUCCAGCGAUCAGCAAGGCGGCUCCUUGUUGGGCCUUGCCGGGGUUCGUGAGAAGCAGCAGCUCUGGGCUGAAGCGCGGCAGGCGGCACAGGAGGCCUAUGACAUCUACAAGGCAAGGGAUGUGCAGCGGGGCUGGGACUCCUCAUUAACCGCGAAGGCAGCCAUGGCGGUCAGCAAGAUGGAUCUGAAACUGGGGAAUUUGGAGCAGGCCUUGGCCAAAGCCGAGGAGGCCUUGCGGCUCUUCGAACUGACCAGUGGCAGCCAAAGCCCUUUGAUGUCCACAGCCUAUCGCCGCAUGGGUGAGAUCUACAUGAAGAAGGGUUUGUACGUGGAAGCACGACAAGCCUUUCACAAGGCCUACAAACUGGAGGCUGUGAAGGAUGCCUUUGAUUUGACGGAGAUCGUGAUUUUGCACCAGUCGCUCAUGGACGCACACCUGGGUCGAGGACCUUUGCAACGCUCCGCCUUCAGGGUCUACUUCCGCACGGCUGCGCAGGUGCUCAAGCGCGUCAAAGAACUGAAACAAGAUGGAAAUGCGGGAGCUUACUACAAGUUGGCUGGGGAGCUCUUCGUACUUGGGGAAGACUGCAAGGCGGGUGCGCCGCUGCUCUCCAUGGCCGUGUCGCUCCUACAGGUGGAGACAGCGGUCGAUACCAAGCUCAUGGUGAAAGCCAGCCGUGAUCUCAUCAGUUAUUGCAAGGGUAGCACGAAGCAUUUAGAGGAACAAUAUCUUCGCGGCGAAUUGUAG
Messenger RNA from Durusdinium trenchii, 1355 nucleotides. Lineage: Eukaryota; Dinophyceae; Suessiales; Symbiodiniaceae. The record is from the annotation of a GenBank genome assembly.